Messenger RNA from Aspergillus clavatus NRRL 1, 660 nucleotides. Its product is annotated as DUF2470 domain-containing protein. Lineage: Eukaryota; Fungi; Ascomycota; Eurotiomycetes; Eurotiales; Aspergillaceae. The record is from RefSeq and is a predicted model, not a curated record. The coding region runs from base 1 to 660 and encodes 219 amino acids. The transcript has a single exon.
AUGGCCGACAAGAGCAAAGCCUUCAUCAUCAACCACAUGAACACAGGCCACCAGGACUCACUCGUCCUCUAUCUCCGCGUCUACUGCGGGCUGUCCGCAUCCGCCGCCGCCCCCGCCCACCUCGAGGACCUCACCCUCUCCGACCUCCUGAUCACCGCCCACGGCACCCGCUACAGCAUCCCCUUCCGCCCGCCGCUGGGGUCGCUGGCCGAGACGCGCGCGCGCGUCGUCGCCAUGCACCAGCACUGCCUGCGGGAGCUGGGGCUCUCCGACAUCGUGGUGCGCGAGUACCGGCCGCCGCGCGGCGCGUUCCAGCUCGUCUCGCUGGGCUUGAUUGUGGCUACGCUGGGGGUGUUUUGCCGGCGCGGGAAUUUCGUGCCGGGGGCGACUGUCUACGAGGCGCUGGGGAUGGGGCGGGUGGAUUGGUUGGCGCGGUUCUGCUACGAGGUGCAGCCGUGGGUGGUUGGGUUGUUGCUUGGGGCGCAUGUGGUUGAGGCGGUGUUGUUGGCGGUGCUGCGGUUGCGGCCGCAUGGCGUGGUGGUGUUUUCGGGGUUGUGGUUUAUGUGGAUUCUGUCGAAUAUGGUGGAGGGGUUUCCGGUGUGGAAGAGGAUGGAUGGGUUGAUUCGGGAGGAGAGGGAGAAGAAGGAGAAGCGGAUGUAG